This is a messenger RNA of Eleginops maclovinus (Patagonian blennie), 2165 nucleotides long. It is a transcript of the gene pwp1, whose product is annotated as PWP1 homolog, endonuclein. The record is from RefSeq and is a predicted model, not a curated record. Gene Ontology annotation, biological process: rRNA processing. Gene Ontology annotation, cellular component: nucleus. The transcript is spliced from 15 exons. Gene Ontology annotation, molecular function: protein binding. NCBI's taxonomy places the organism in Eukaryota, Metazoa, Chordata, Actinopteri, Perciformes, Eleginopidae. The coding region runs from base 130 to 1617 and encodes 495 amino acids.
GCCAUCUACAUGCUCGCAGGACCCUUCCUUAACUCACAUGUACGCCCCCUGUGUGCAUGGAGUGAAACAGUUUGGACACGUUUCUAUAUUUUAUUGUUUCUGAACGAUAAACCGAGAGUUUAAUCCAAAAUGAGCGCGCAGAUCACCUGUGUCGGAUGGGUAGCGAGAGGCGUCUCCAAGGAAACACCGGACAAAGUGGAGUUGAGCCAGGAAGAACUUCAGCGCAUCAUUAGUGAAGCGAAGCAGGAGAUUGGGGAACUAGCAGCCGAGGAAGAGGAAGACGACGACGACGAAGGCAUUUGUGAAGAUAAUCUUGACGGUAAUACAGCGGAGGAUGUUGCUGCUGUCCCAAAGAAUGAGAACAAGGAGGGAAAGGAGGAAGAGGACGAAUUGGCAGAGUACGGCCUGGACAGAUAUGAUGAAGAGGAUGCAGCCACCUCUAAUCUGGGAGACAGUCUGGCUGGGCUUACAGUGUACAGCUGUAACGAGGAGGAUCCCUACAUCACCAUCAAAGACACAGACCAGUACGAGCGGGAAGACUUCCAAAUCAAACCCAGUGACAAUCUGAUCCUGACGGGCCGCGCGGAGAAGGACUGCUGCAACUUAGAGAUCCACGUCUAUAACUCGGACGAGGACUCUCUGUAUGUCCAUCACGACAUUCUGCUGCCAGCGUACCCUCUGUGUGUGGAGUGGCUCAACUUUGACCCCAGCCCCGGAGAAGGAGCCGGUAACUACGCCGCUGUGGGGAACAUGACUCCUCAGAUCGACGUGUGGGACCUGGAUGUGGUCGACUGCUUGGAGCCCGCCUUCUCCCUGGGGACCAAAAUGGCAGCCAAGAAGAAAAAGAAGAGCAAGAAGGGGGCGGCAGCAGAGCCUACGGAGGGCCACGCGGACGCAGUGCUGGAUAUAUCCUGGAACAGACUGGUCAGGAAUGUGCUGGCCAGCGGAUCAGCUGAUGACACCGUGAUCUUGUGGGAUCUCACUCAAGGAAAACCAGCCACUACUCUGCGCAGGCACACUGAUAAGGUUCAGACGGUAUCAUUCCACCCAUUCGAGGCCCAGACUCUGAUAUCAGGCUCUUACGAUAAGACAGCUGUUCUGUACGACUGCCGGAGUCCAGACAACAGCAACCGGACCUGGAGGUUCAGCGGUCAGGUGGAGCGUCUGGCCUGGAACCACUUCUCCCCGUACAACUUCCUGGCCAGCACAGAGGAUGGAUUCGUCUACUGCCUGGACGCACGCUCAGAUAAACCCCUGUUCACGCUGAAGGCUCACGAUGAAGAAGUGUCGGGUUUGGACCUCAGCAGCCAGAUUAAAGGAUGCCUGGUCACCUCAUCGGCCGACAAACACGUCAAGAUCUGGGACAUUUUGGGCAACAAGCCCAACCUGGUGCACUCCAGGGAUAUGAAAAUGGGUGUGCUGUUCUGUGCGUCGUGUUGCCCCGAUCACCCCUUCGUCUACGCCUUCGGGGGACAGAAGGAAGGCCUGCGGGUUUGGGAUAUAAGUGAUGUUGCAGCAGUGACUGAGGUGUUUGGCAGCCGAGAGCGCUUGGUGGCGAACACGGGAUCCCAGGCCUCCAGCGCGGCAGCCUCGGCAGAGAUGGAAGUCGCCGAGUGACGCUCUUGGAUGAAUCAGCAACCUGAACACACGAAUAAACUGAGAAACGCCUGAAAGCACACCCAGCCGCCCUGCUGUCGGUGUGUUCUCAGAGUGCAGGAGUUCAAGGGGAAAGGAUUGGAACAAAUACAAAUGCAUUCCUGAAGAAUUCGGAAGGUGGAGAGAAUGCAAACUAGCACCGAAAACACCUGAAGAAACGUGUUCAGCUUGUCUCUCGCUACACAGAAAACAACAGCUGCUUUGCACGCUCAAAGAUGUGUGAAUAAAAGACAAAGCGGUAUAUUCAUGAGUGAAUAAUCCAAGAUGUUUUAAGUGGACGCAGUGAUUCAGAUAUUUCAAAUGUUUAUAUAAGUUUAAGAUCUCUUCAGUUUUCCUUUUGUUGUCAUAUGCUACAAAAACUAUUUUAACAUGCAUACCUGCGUUUCCUGGUAAUGGCGAACGGUUUAAUAAAAAGUCUGUAUACUAUCAUCUGGCACCUGUAUUAGAACAUAGUGGACUCAUUAAUAUGCUGUAUAUUCAAUAAAUAAAUGCAGUUUAAUAUGUGUAAA